Molecule: messenger RNA, 2343 nt
Organism: Pseudozyma flocculosa PF-1
Lineage: Eukaryota; Fungi; Basidiomycota; Ustilaginomycetes; Ustilaginales; Ustilaginaceae
Exons: 2
Coding region: 1-2343 (780 amino acids)
Biological process (GO): response to oxidative stress
Cellular component (GO): nucleus
Source: RefSeq, a predicted model, not a curated record
AUGGCCUCGCCCGAGUCGCCCGCUUCCGGAGGCCUCCGACGACGCGGAGGCGGCGGCGGCUCCAUCUCUGGCCCAGGGGGAGGCGGCCACGCUCGCGUCCCCUCGGACGGCUUUGGUUCCUUUGUCGAGGCUUCUACCAUGCCGCCAAUAGGCAUCGAUGCAGGGCCCAGCUCAGCUUCAUCGCCGCCGCCGCCGCCGCCGCCCCCGGCUGCUUUUGAUCCCGGCCUCUCCGAGCCCCUGGACGGCACCCGAUCCGCUCGCCGUUCUCCGCACCCAAUCAUCACCGCUCAUCAGCAUCAGCAGCCGCAUCGACAGCCGUCAGCGAUGUUCGAUCACAGUGCGCCGCCCACGGCUGCCGCCGACGACGACUGGCAGACGGGCGAUCUGGUCCAAGACUUCUCGCCCCUAUCGCCGCGCUUCCCGUCCGUUGGCGCCAGCCUCACGCGGCCGAGCCCGAAGAGGACUGCCUCGUCCGCCUCGCAGACCCAUCACUGGGACGAUUGGGACUCGUUCCUAGCGUCCCAUACAGGCGAGCUGCCAGGGGUCCAAGGCGGAUCUGCAACAUCUAAGGCCGCCACGCCAGCAGCUCCGGCGACGCACAACCCGGCCGACGAUGCCUUCUUCGACGCCUUUGACAUGGCGGCAAAGCACCAAGAGGCCCAUCGGGCGCCUUCGCCGCCCAUCAUCGACCUGCGAGAGGUAGAGCGCAAGCUUAACCUCAAGAGGGCCGCGUCUCACCGCCAGAAUGGAAAGGACAAAGCUGCAGACGUCCCGAAAGAGGAAGAAGACUUCUUCGACGCCUUCGAGAGGGCUCCGCAGAGGGCUCUGGGACGAGGCAGCUCGCUCCAUCUGGAGCCAUCGCAGCUCGAAGACAUCCACGACGCCCGUACGAGCCCCAUGCGCCCGCACUCUGACAACCAACCAGACUACUUUGACUCGUCCGGCACGACGAGAACACAGCCAGCCGGAGAGGCCCAUGCCGCUGUCUCGAUCCCGCGCUUGGCCACCUCGCCUACAGAAAGCACCUCGCCCAGCAGCUGGACUGGCAGCCUCCGCAAGACGUGGACCUCACUGCGAGGCCUCUCGGGUGAUCUCGUCAGCCACCUGCCCAGUGCCAGCGAUUUUAUCGUCCCUCCCGAGGAAGGCGACCACACGCCGGGGACGCACGAUGCCAAGCCAGGCGGAGGUCUGCUGUUUGCUUCAGACGACCGACGAACGAGCAGCCCAUUGAGCGCGACCGAACGUCGCCCAAGCGUCGAGAGCAGGCGCUCGCCGCUCGCCUCGUCCACGUCCUCGCUCGGCGCCGCACCCAGCUCGGGACCGAUGCGGGCGCGCGACCUGUUUGCCUCGCCGCCGACGCAGACAGCCCCGAACACCCUCAGGCGUGCGCCGUCGCAUUCGGCAUCGAUGCCCAUCUCCGGCGCUCCCGGCUUCGACGCCUCGAGCAGCCGCCAGUGGAACACGGGCCAUUGGACCCUGGACGCAAAGCAGGCCAAACGUGCGAUCCCGGUCACCCUGAGCGAUCGGCGGCCAGAGACGGAGAGCGUGUGCGAGCCCUGGCACGCGGCGCGGAUCCAGGCUGCGCUGCCGCCCCGCCUGCAGCUCGGAAGGCAGUGGAAGCUGCUCUACUCGCUCGACCAGCAUGGCAUGAGCCUCGCCACCCUCUACCACCGCGUCUCCCAGGGCCUGGACCCCUCGUCGACGCGCAAGGUGUCUGCGGGGGUGCAAGAGGCGGAAGGGUGGCUGCGCGGCGCAUCUGCGGCGACAAAGGCGGCCAUGGGCGUCGAGGGCGGAGGCCAGCAACCCCGCGUCAAGCACGUCGGUGGCGGCAUCUCGAUCCAGGACGCCGGCCUGGUCAUCGCGAUCAAGGACGACAACGACAACGUCUUUGGCGCCUACGUCAACGAGAAGCUCCGGCCGCAGCAGCACUAUUACGGCAGCGGCGAGUGCUUUCUUUGGAAGACUUUCAGGCGGUCCAGAGCGGAGCUCGACGCGCUCGCCAAGUCGGGCCGUUCCGAUGCCGACGACAUUGGCGGCGGCGAGGACGAGGCGGUGGCGUCUUCUUCGCACAAGGGCAAGGCGGUCGAGACGUUCCGUUGGACUGGCAAGAACGACUACAUGGUGCUCACCGAGUCCGACUUUCUCUCGGUCGGCGGCGGCAACGGCAAGUUUGGGCUGUGGAUCGACGGCGCGCUCGAGCGGGGCGUCUCGUCGCGCUGCCCGGCCUUUGACAAUGCGGUGCUCUGCGACGACAAGCCGCGCCGUGCGGAAGCGGCCGACGACGAGCGCGAGGGCCGAUUCGACUGCAUGGGUCUCGAGGUGUGGGCGGUCGGCAUCGAUUGA